AUGUCUUGCUACGACCUGUGCUCCACCUCUGCCUGUGGCAUCAACCGCCCCCAGCCCAUCGCUGACAGUGGGAAUGAGCCGUGUGUCCGUCAGUGCCCUGACACCACGACUGUGAUCCAGCCACCCCCAGUCGUCGUCACCUUCCCCGGCCCCAUCCUCAGCUCUUUCCCCCAGGAUUCGGUUGUGGGAUCCUCUGGAGCACCCGUCCUUGGGGGCUAUGGGGGUUAUGGCUCCCUGGGCUAUGGGGGUCUGUAUGGCUAUUGUAGGCCCUACGGUUAUGGCUAUUGCAGCCCUUACUCCUACCGGUACAACAGGUACAGCCGCGGCAGCUGCGGGCCCUGCUAA
Molecule: messenger RNA, 345 nt
Organism: Aptenodytes forsteri (emperor penguin)
Lineage: Eukaryota; Metazoa; Chordata; Aves; Sphenisciformes; Spheniscidae
Product: scale keratin
Exons: 2
Coding region: 1-345 (114 amino acids)
Cellular component (GO): intermediate filament
Molecular function (GO): structural constituent of cytoskeleton
Source: RefSeq, a predicted model, not a curated record